AUGCGACGGUCAUUGACGGCCUGCGACAGGCAGGGCAGCUUUCUCAUGUCGCCCUCCCUGAUGGCAAGCGGAAUCCAGCCCUUCGUUGCUCUGCUGUCGGAUGUGCGCCUCCAGUUGUCCCUGUCCAGAGACGUGAGAGCCACAACGUCCUCUUUCUAGCGGACAAUUUGGUGGACGACUGGAGCCAUUCUCUGUUCCUGUCGGUUCCGCAGCUUGUCUAAAGAGGAACGAAAUUUCCAGGCUGUCAGGGUAAACAGUGCCACCCUAGCGGCUUUUGGGUAGGCUCGUAGAUGAAGAAGUGGUAAUUAUUGAUGUGCAUUUUGUUUUGACGGGAUUUUUUGACUCUGCAAACCAUGAUUAGAUCGUCAACGGCGUGUUUUAACAGUAGAUUUUAGGACACUUUUCAGACCCCCUCCCCCGUUAUAACUAGAAAAUACUGAAGGGUAGAGAAUUAUUUUGCAGCCUUUACGUUCGGCGAAGUUAUCCUUCAUUAGGCCGCUAUUCAAAGAACGGAAUUCUCAUGAUGGUUAUUGUUUGAAUCGUUAAAGUAUCUCAGAUCUCCAAGGAGUCUAUGGCUCUUGGAAGAUUUCGGCCAAUUUCUAUACUAGACGCUUAUGUCGAAUUGGGACUCCAAAAUUGUUUGCAUACUCGUGUGUGGAUACCCUGUUCGGUCAUAGACAAUCCAUUAGUUUCAUGUCCAAGUUGGCCAAUUUGCAAAUAUCUAUGAAAGGUGGUUUGAAAGAUUUUAACCUUGAAUUUAUAACGUCUCCCUUCUGUCCGAUUCUGCCUAAUAAUCACUCAGAUUGUUAUUGACAGAUUCGGAGGAGGUUGUGUGUUUAUUUAAAGGUUAGGUAACCUUUGCUUGAAGUACUGAUUUUGUAAGCCUGUAUUAAUACGGUUUUUGCGUAGUUGACAAAGUAUGGCUUACUUAGUUUUUGACUAGAACUUCCGUUUUUUAGUGUGCGGCAGUUAUGGUAAUAUUUCUGUUCAUGUGCAAAUUGCAACUGGGAUAUUUGUAGCUUAUUUUCGUCCUUUUUCAUACGUUUCAGUCAAAUAAGUACAUCUAUGUUUCUUAACUUUCGAGGUUUACAUUGCAUCAUUUUGCAUUAGCCGGAUCCGGACAUCACCCUUUUGGGUUUGAAGUCUCGUCUGUGGUCGCUUGCCACCAAAGAGGCCUUUUACGAUCAACUGGGACCGCCGGCGGAGUAUAUAUUUAAAGGUGUCAACAGUUCGGCAGAGGAAGAAGAACUGUAUGAUGAGAACCUCACCUUCUCCUCUCUCGACCUCAUGCUACCGGUCGUCCGCCUGGAGAAAACAGCGGAUGAUAGUAAGGUUGUCGCCUUGAACACCAAGAACGCAAUGAUUGCAAGGUGCGCUACCCAUGACAUACUAUUCACUGCAACUCAAGAAAAUCUUCAUGUACUUUCUUUGUCAGUACCACCUCUUCAUGUUUGAUUGCUGGUUUUAUGCGACCCCAUAACCACACGUCUCCCCACCAGCCAUACACCGCAGACGAACCCACCCUACAACACCCACGCACGAACAGAACAUGUCCAGCUCACAUCACUGGGAAGCAUGUUUUUUGGCGCAACCUGGUGCCUGAUCAUGGUGUGUGUGUGUGUGCGUGAUACACUAAGACGGGUUGUUGCAGCUUUUGAAGAAGGAGACACGAUCGCCUGACGUUUCGGAUUUCUGCUCGAACCCAUUAUCAGAGACAGUAGCAGAUACGGGUGGUCCAUGCACAAGGGGCUGCAGUAUUUAUAGGAUACAGUCGCCAUGCUACUGCACACCUAUGAAUAUUCACGAUUUCCACCUUCAUCAGGGAUCGUUGGACUUGGUAUGAUGACCGUUUGAUGGCUGACAUUCUCUUCGUUAAUUGCUGCAAUUACAUCACGUUUGUUGGAUGUUGGUGUGAAGAUUGCUCGACCAUCUGCCCCAACAACCCUGGCGUUGGGAAAGGUGUUCACCUGUGCGCCCCCCGCGUGCCUAAUUACUCCGCCUAGGCAAAGUCUCAGCACCGAGUACGGAAGGGGAAGGUCAUUGCACUUGUUAAUGGACUGAGGGCCAGCAAACCAUGACUCAAGCAGCUCCGGGCUCACGCGGUUGUCAACUCUAGCGAGAAUUUCGGCCUCCUCGAACUUGAAUGUGUGACCGGAUGUCGUCGAAUGAACCGCAACGUGAGAGCUAGCGUCAUUUCUCCGCACUGCUGCAGCGUGUUCGGCCAUUCGCGUUCAGAGCUGUCUUCCGGUUUCUCCGACGUAGUUGCUUUGUCCUCAACUGCACCAGAUCCGAUAAACGACUCCAGACGUUCCUUGUCGUGGCAGUGGGUCUUUCGGCUUCAUUAACCGACGUCUGAUGAUUGUCUUCGGUCUGCAUGCUACUCCAACCCCAAGUGGUGCGAGAAGGCGACCGACAGCUUCCAAAACGUUCUUGACAUACGGAAGCGUUCGCCAAAAUUUGGUGUCCGUGCGGUUUGACCUUUCGUCCCUUUUGCGUAUGCACCGGUCGACGAAGUUGCGCGGGUAGCCAUUGGCUUUCAAGACCCGCCGGAGGUAUUUUAGUUCGGCAAUUUUGUCUUCCGGCUCACUGCAGUGCGUUUCGACACGCCGAUAGAGCGUCCUUACACAACUGCGCUUGUGGCUGAUUGGGUGGUUACUGUUGAACUUCAGUACUUGCAUCGUAUUUGUCGCUUUCCUGAACACUUUGGCUUUUAGUUCACCACAAUCUUUGCGGCAUACGAGGACAUCCAGGAAAGCCAGCUGGUUGUUCUCUUCCUCCUCCAUCGUAAAUUGAAUGUCUGGGAUGACCGCAUUCAGGUGUUCCUUGAAUGUCAGCAGGUGGUCACGGUCGAUAACGGCGAAGGUAUCAUCCACAUACCGGGCCCUGAAUUUCGGUCUGUGGUGCUGGAAGACCAGCGAUUCUAACCGUUGCAGGACUGCCUCGGCGAUGAAUCCCGAAAUCGGCGAACCCAUUGGUGUGUCCUUCACCUGUUCGUAGAUUGUCCCGUUGAACGUGAAGUACGUCCUGAGACAGAGCUUCAGGAGCUGAAGGAUUUGGGCGUGUCCAAGACGGUUCUCCGUUUCAUCGUAUUUGCUUUGUAGUAGCAGCUCAAUUGUCUCGAUCGCCAGGUCCUGGGAAACAGAAGUAAAAGGGACGUGGUAUCAAAAGAUAUCAUGACCUCAUUUGGAUGGAUGCUUACCCCUUUGAGUUUCUCCAGGAAUUGUGCUGACGAAGAGACCGUGGUGUCUGACUCAGCGGUCAGGAACUUGAGACGCCGGAACAGCCACUUAGCCAGUCCGUACGUUAGAGUACCUUUGAGCGACACGAUGGGUCGGAAAGGAGCGCGGUCUUUGUGCACCUUAGGGAGGCCAUAGAAUCGGACCAAAGCCGUAUCUUGGGGUCUCGCCAUGCGUCUGUCGGUCGGUGUUUUCGCACCUGAGUUCUCCGAGGCCGACAACGUGGCAUUAAUAUCGCGUGUCAGCGUUUUUACAGGGUUCGUUGCACAUGGAGCAUAGAACUGUCGGUCCUCCAGUGAACCUUUGGCUUUUUAAAGGUAGUCUGUCCUGUCCAGUACAACUGUGGCGCGUCCUUUGUCCGCUGGCACGAUGACCAGGUCUUUGUCGGCCUUGAGUUCUCUAAGCGCAUUACGUUUGACCUUGGAAAGCACCUCCCGCGGCCUGUGGGCCAUCAGGAGAGACGACACUUGGUGUCGGAUGAGGUUCUUAGUCUCCUCCGUUGCCUCCGUCUGACAAAGGAUUGAUUCCACUGCUGCAAUCAUGUUAACAGGUUUGGCGUCAGCCGUGUUAAAUGAAGCUUCGUGCCGUAAAACCUGCAUCUGAUCCUUCGUCAGCCCCUUUGACGACAAGUUGUGCACCAGUUUGUCGUUUCUGGGCGACGUUGGGUUGGGCAGCUUUCGGAAUUCGUUCUUCAGUGCUGCGUCACGGGCUUGUUCAGUCGCCCUCUGAAGGAGCAGAUUUGUACCGAUCUCACCCCUGAACCCACAGCAUCUGGUCUUUUCUUGGUCAAUCCCUUGACGGUACUUGCGAAGUCUCGCGUGGCAGUCUUGGAGGAGCACUCGGAUCCUCCUUCUGCCGUGCUGAAAUACUGCUCGUCUCGCCAAAUCCAUGUUAACAGGCAGCUUGUAUGAAAUACACUUCGGUAACACAUUAUUGUCGAGACACCUGUGCAGAAACCGGAUCUCUGCAUAAGUGGAGGCCUCCCGAAGGGCGAAGGUUUCCCAUCGCCGGGUCGAUCGGAGCGCAUCGCGCUCAAAUACAUUGCCAAAAGAAGCGUAGAGACGAGUCCCAGGAAGCAGUCUUGAAGAAGCAGACACUAUCGCUGGGAGAAGAGCUUGUUUAUCCAGACGUUUCGGAUUCCUGCUCGAACCCAUCAUCAGAGACAAAAGCAGAUACGGGUGGUUCAUGCACAAGGGGCGGCAGUCUCUUCUGAUUUCUUCGCUUCUAUUGUUGCAUCUCUGUUAGCCAUUGGGUCCAACCCUUGCGUCAGGUGACUGACCAGCUCGGACAGUGGACUGGUGCAUGGGUGAGGGAAGAGAGUGGGGUUGACCUUAGGAACUCCUUCCACAACACAUCAGCCCACUCUUCACUAUGAUAAAUCUGACGCGCUUCGGUACUAUAACGAAGGCCACCAUCUGACCGGAUAACUCAGUCCUCGUGGCCAGUAUUGUGUGUAUAUGUGGGGUGAAUGAUUCGGGUGUUGGGAGUCAGGUUCAGUGGCUCCUUACCGUGGCCGCAAUGACAUUCGCACCAACGUGAGAUCCGAGUUCCCCCUUCCGUGUCAACCUAGCAUAUUGAUUAGGGGUAGGUCGUUUGGGGCACGCGUAGACGGGCUGUUUAGCUUUGUCAGCAACUGCGCUCGAGCCAACUUCCGGUUGUCUUGACAUUGUCUUACCAUCGAAGUCUGGUGGGUGAGGGAAAAAAGUGCGCGCUAUGUGCUGCGGAAGUCCACCUCUCCAUAAACUGAUUCGCGCUCAAAUCCCUGCUGCUGUGCCCACUGGUGUGACAUACAAUAGACACCUUCGUCGGCGACGGUUGAACUCUCGAGCGACCGCAUGUAAUGUGCCGGAUCAGAAUUCUAAGGCAAAAUGGAACAUCGAUAUUCUACCCUGUGACCAGUCUUCAUCGGCGAAUGUCACUUCGAAAACAGUUUGAGUACUCCUGGUAGUAGUCGUCAGAGCGUGAGCGCGUGACUCAACUAAUGGAUUCUUAAGCACAAACAUCGAGCGGGUUGGGUUGUAUAUAUAAAGUCUGGUUAUGGUUGGCCAACGAGAAGGUACCUUCGGUCCCCAUAGUCUUUCCUUGUAAUAUUUGCUCAUCGUUGUGCUGAUGCUGCAGUGAGUAUAGAUCGCAUCUCCAGGCCAAAAUGGAACGCCUAUCUCGUCCUAUGAUAGGGAUAGAUGGGUACGCUUUACUGUGCAUAGUUUAGUAUUCUCAGGUCUUGCUUUUCAUGUUUGCACGUUUAAAAUUUUUAGCAUAUCCAUCCAGGGCUGAAAAAACUAAACCGCCCGUCUAUGCGUACCACACAUGACCUGGCUCUCAUUGAAUGUACUAGGAUUUGGUGGGCUCGGCUCGGAUCUCACAUGCACGAGAGUACCAUAACAGCAAAAUCAGGAAGGAACUCUUGCAGCCCGAUUCUCAGUCCGUCAGUCACUCCAAAAUACUCCCAUGGAAACGGUGUUAUCCCGUCACUUGUCAACGUUCCUAGCCACAACACUUAGCACACCGUGAUUGAUUCGGGCGCUUUAUAUUAAAGAAAGGAACGCGCGAUUGGCCGUGAGUAUAGCUUUUUUAGCGUUAGUCGUACUCACUCUUCCUGCUUCCAUGCACCUGUCGGAUGUCCGAGCCUAUCGAAGAAUGGUGAUUGGAUUCGGCACAGUGGUUUGCAGAUCUGAACAACCCGUCCUCGUGUGCGACACACGAUCUGGACCUCACCGCAUGUAACAGGCUAUAUAAAAGGACAUGCGUCCCAUGUGAGAUGCGUAUGUAUUGACGUGAGACGCAUCGCCGGCCAUAACGGCGUUGGGAAAGUUGGUCGCAUGCUUGCUAUAAGAAAGUUGCCUGAUGUUACGUGAGUGGCGUGUAUGUGAAUGUUGUGGAGUAAGUCCAUGGGUAGCCUGAGAGUGCGUGUGUGAGGAGGCAAGGGGAGGUGUGGUGAUGUGCUCUGACCUACGGCGUUUUAUCGGAGAUUUUCACGGUAACUCAUAUGGCCGAAUAGACCCAUGUGAUGGCCGAAUUUCCUGGGACUGUGUGCGAGGUGAGACAGGAGCGAUGGGUGUAUCUGAGGGCUUUUGGUGCUGGUUUGCCGGUUUAAGUGCGGUGAUCAAUCAGACCGAUGCGCGGUCCAAAUGACGCUGUUACAGUAAAGUCAGGAUGGGAUUGUGGGCACUUUGCUGGUGGUGGUUACGCUGCUAGUCGGGUUAUUAUUGCUGGUGUUGGAUUUUUCGGGUGUAGGUAGGUUUCUCCUGAUAUCGUGGCAAGUCACGCUGCCAUGUAUGCGCUUAUGAUUGAAGAGACUCAUACAGUGUCUGGAUGUCCGGGGGCAGUGUGGGGAGGUGACGGAUGUGUGUCGAUCCUCCGGACACUAGCCAGUCGGCCUCAAAGCGGCGGAUUCGCAGGUGACUGACUGAUGCGUGAUUCAAAUGUGCGGCCACAGUAAGGACAUGUUGUGAUUGAGUAAACAUUGGUGGUGGCAGGGAGCGAUGGGGGUAAGGUUUUGCAGAAGGAUAGGAGUGUUUCAGCUGAUGAUGACAAUAGCGGUGUGUUGGUAAAUUAUAUGCGGGUUGUUGGUGUUACCAUUACACAAUGUGUGGAGAUGUCCGAUGAGGUUGAUUCAUGCUCGGAUCGUCUGUCGAUAGUGCGGACACGAUUGCAGGGCCUGGGUGCUUACGUCAUUGGCCCAUAUUAGUUGAUUCUUGCAGACCUCUCUUUGCCUUGGCAAAGGCUAUUCGAUUGGUUUCGAAGAUUGAUACGCUAGUCUUUGCGGCAAUGCACCACAUCUGCCAAUUUUAAGCGAGGUUCUCCCAGGUCUCCGGGUCAAUUUGCUGGUGCUUAAGGGAGGUCUCCAAGGCUUCCUUGUAGCGAUACUUUUGUGUACUUCGCCUACGAGCACCCGUAUCGAUUUUGCCGUGGAAUAGUCGUUUGAACAGUCGCUCGUCACCCACUCUCAUGUUGUGACUGCUUCAUCACCGUUGUAUCUGCCUCAGUUUGGCGUGGAUGCUGACGAAACUAGUUCCUUAUAGGAUCUCUGUCGGAGAUUUUUUCCUGCCACUUCACCUUCAGUAUUCUUCGAAGGCAGCUCAGACGGAAAUUAUUGCGUCCUCUUGCUCGGCUUCCAUACAUAUUCCACGUCUUCGCCCCGUACAGUGUUGCCAUGACAACAUCCUUAUAUAUCCCCAGUUUUGUGCUGAGUAGGGUGUCGCGACAGUUCCAUGCGGAGAGUUUUAGCUGACCGACGGCCAGUCUGGGUUUGGAGAUCCAAUUUAAUAUUUUGUCAUUGAUCUUGAUAUCUCUUGAAAUUGCUCUUUCACGGUACGCGAAUUUGUCCACUGGUGUGAGGCGAGUACCAUUGACAUUAUAAGGUGCGGUUUAGUCAGUAUUUGACGCAGGUUGGUGCAUAGCCACUGUCUUCUCCGUGCUGGCGGUCAGAUCGAAGCUGGAGCACCUAGAGGUGAACGGGUCCGCACUCCGCUGUGUUCUCUUCCGUUGGGGUGUUUGACGCAGAGUCAUCCACAAACAAUGGAUCGUGGACGGUGGCCUUGGGUACUUUCGAAAUGCUUGCAUGAGACAGAUUUCGAGCAGUUUUCCGUCGGUUCGUUAUUCGACGUCAAUCUCCGGCCGCCUCUCAUAGUUGGCGUCCAUGCCAUAACGAUGUAAGUGAGACAUAGCAGGGUGAGAGCGAGUACGCGGACCUGUUUCAUCCAAUUUACACCGCGAGUACUGGGGAGGCUUCUUCACUGUUCGUGACGCUUGCCGUCAUACUAUCGCGCAGUUGUCAUCAUUUGUUUGGACUGCCCGGGACGCCCGGAUUCCACCAUGAUUCUCUAGGGUCCGUCACGAUUUGCGGAGUCGGAGACCUCCGUCAGAUCGACGAAGAUGUUGUUGAGGUGGGUCCUCAUUUCCUGGCAUUUUCCCGCAGUUAGCGGGCCACAAAAAUCAUGUCAGUGUUUCCGCGUAGUGUUCGGAAUUGACAGUAUGUUUCCGAAACCAUUUCCUGCUCCAGAUUCCUGUUCAGGCGAUUGAGUGAAACAUGGGCUAAAAUUUUUCCUGCGGUGCUGGGAAGGGAGAUGGCUCUGCGGUUAUCACAUACAUGCCGAUUCCCCAUGUUACACAUGCCACGUAUGUAUUUAAAACGCAGAUUUUGUUCUGUUAAUGUAAAUUUUUUGGGAAAUUUGAUUUUCUGUAGAACUUCAUGACUGGCGUCUUGUCGCUCAUCUUCAAAAAACUUUCCUUUAAGUUUGUAGGUAUAAUCGACUAACUAAGAGCAGGGUACCUUCGGUAGUUUUUGCCAUUUCUUACGCGGCUGAUAAAAUCCUCAGUGACGAGUUAUCAUACCAUGAUAUAUGAAUUAGUCCAAUAUUCGUCCUGCACUCGCGACAGUUGCAACCCGAUCGCUUAAUUCUUUUAUUUUUGAGGGCAGAUUUUUUCCUCUCCCCAUCAUGUGCCAGUGGCAAGUCCGGGUCUAGCCACUUGAAAAUAGAUUUGGGCGCCUUCACCUUAUGCGUGCUGCACCCACUCCUCUCCUGUUUGGAUCUGGCGCAGUAGUGAAGUCCUUUUUUAGGGCCCAUGCUUACAUCACACACAUGAAUACACUCUUCGCAGACAGCGCACAGGUCCCCGGCCUUUCCACUAGUCGGUAGUUAUUUUAACAGAGGUAGCCAUGCAUCUAACUUUUUAGCUUAUCGGAGCAGGUGAGCUCCCGACGCCUGGCAGUAAAUGAUAGCAAAAAGGCGACCUUGAUCAAGCGGGCGGUUACAGAGGUGUACUAGGUCUACUAAAGAAGUCUUUCAGCCGGUCUUACUCCCAAGCAACACACUAACCGCACCCUCAGUUUUUAAUGCGUCUGUUUGUCUGCGUUUUAUAUUUUUCCGUUUUUUUCUUCUUCUGGUCUAUAGACACCUGUCCAUGAUCCGUGCCACCGUGUGCUGGACCUUUUUUGCCUCGAGACCCCAAAGAGAUAUCAUCCAACACUUCAAAACCUUUUCAUCUCUCGUAUUGCAGUUUUUUAAACUCGUAGCUGUCUGCCGGCUAUCGCGUUUUAAAAUGUCUCUGGUUUUUAGGUGCUCCACCAUCUGCCAGACGGACCUAAGGGCAGCCGAGGAGGCCAGUGCUGAGGUCUCCUGGGCCCGCAAGAGCCUUCUCAGAAUAGCGGAGACCAACUCACGGGAGUUGGAGAUCGGUGGUAGCGUUGCGAUUGCCCGCUAUCUAACAGCUGCCACUCAACAGCCAAAGCUGACCGUCUCCCUUAAACGAUGUCUUCAGUCUCUGCGCCACCUUACAAUAGGUGCCUGGAUCCUCGAUAGUAGUGAUCCGCCACAACAGAGGCUUCUGACGUUGGAGUUGCCGAAGGAGGUCACUGUGGCAGGGGCUCUGAAGCACAUUAUUCAACAGCAGACCAGGCUGGUGAAGGGCGAUGUGUCAGCAGACGUGGAACACAACUUUGGUGCCAAGCUGGACCCAUCGAUGUAUCUACUUAAGAUCUGUUGCUCUCAGGUAGGAAAACAUGCAUAAAGAUUUAGUCGAAAAGCAAGGGGACUAGAAUGUCCAUUACAAACUUAUUUGUCGGCAUAGGCCAGUCAUACCCCAACCACGGGCUUGGAAGACCUAGGUUGGCAAUUGAAUCUAACUGUGAUCUGGGCCAUAAGCUCACGAUCUGUCGCCUGCUUUCAGUGAUACUGACAUGCACGGAUAAUGCCUAAUUGCGGACGAGUAACUGCUAAGUGCUACCAGCAAAAUAUUACACUAAGAUGGCAAUUUCUGCUGUAUUCGCCAUCGUCAGCCAGCCAUACCCCAACCCAGGGCUCUGGAAAUCUGAAAUUGGAAACAAAGUUUGCUCGGUCCGUGAGGUUAAGCUCAAUGACGGUCGAAUCAGAUGGCUAAACUUCAGCUUCAAGACGGAGCUCCGCAUUUCGUACCCCAAUUAGGCCAGAUUCGUAAACGUUCUUCCAUCACGAUCCUCACUUUUUAUACACUGCAGUUGAGUAUUUCUCCUUGAUGAUUAAACACAGGUUGAUGUUUAUAUUUUUACACCUCCAAACAGUUGCCCUCUUGUGGCAUACUAUUGUGCAAACCGUACCUUUUUCUUUUUUGUGUAUCGAUGGUUUUUCUUCGACAUUGUAGUCAGUAGGGAGUUUAAAGGCGUUCGCCUAUCUUUCCCUUAAUAAAACUGAGCUGACAGUUGCAACAACGCCCUUGUUUAGUUCCGCACUAUGUGAUGCGGCGUUGUCGCACAUUCUUUCACCGAAAGCUGACGAAAUACCUAUUUUCCGAUCUUUUGCCAAUCUCCAUAAAUGUAGGCGCACCAAAAUCCUCAUAAGACCAACUGAAAUAAGCUCCCAUCUCCCAGUUAACGCAUGUUUUCCUUCACACUUCGCUGCCUUUCCUUUAAGUUUGCUUCUUGGCCUUUUUUCAGAGACCGCACCUUUUCGGUCAAUGUACGCACCAUUUUUUCGAAUUCAGUCGACUUUCAUUUCUCUAUCUGCACGACUUGUAAAUACGUUUUCUGCCAAGCCCGUUCAUUUAGCGUAAAUUUAGCUCACGUUAAUCUUCCCAAACUGUGAAGGAGGGAUAACGAUACAGCGUAUUAGCCUUCUUCUUUGAUUUUGCCCAGGUCUAUCAAGUUUAUUCUGCUUGCAAUGUCCUUUGUAAUGCUUGUCAGCACAGUUUUUCUAAUAAGUUUCCCAGAACCAUCUUAUUUGAACGUGCUUAUAUUAUCCUCACAUGGCGAUGCUGCCACUGAUGUUUUUUUUCUUUCAGGAAUACCUGUAUGACUCAGAAAGUGUGCUCAUACACUACCUCUAUGUCCAAGAAUGUGUUGAGCGUGCCGAAGUUCCCAAACUGAGUCCCGUUCUACUCAAGGAUGUACUCGAAAGUUUGGACCUUCCUAUUCCACAAGAAGGUCUCAACACCGUCACCACGCCCACUGCGACAGAACCUCUCAGCAUUCUAGAUUUGGUGGACUUUGAAUUAUCGUCUUCUUCUGGUGAAGGUGUUGCUACUGGCGAUGUAAAGCCAGAGAGUCUGUGGAACUUACGAGACUACUUUGCCAUAAUUGUGCGUAGCGCCCACACACUUUCCAGCGGGAAUGGCGAGUCUUUCAACUGGACUCCACCUCCCCCUCCACUAGAACAGGCUUCAACUGGGAGACCCUCCGCAAGCCUGCAGACAUUCGGCAGGGUCGGUAGUACCCAAACGCUACGGACUGCUCUGACCAACACAGUAAGUUUUCGUCCGCCUACUCCCUAUUCAUCCUCCUUUCUCGCCUAUGCCAUAUUUUUAGUCCUUAUAUCUGCUCUUUCCUCCUAUCCGCCUUGAUCGUAUUCUUCAUGGUUACCGUUACGGUCCGCAUUAUCAUCGCUGUGGUACCGUAACUAUUGUUAUUGGGCAUCAUCACCACCAGCACCACCAACCGCACCAUAAUCAGUAGGGACGGUGGUGUAGUUACCUUUAAGGAAAAUUCAACCCACACUGUAAACGCAAGAAUCAAUGUUACCCUCCGCCGAAAAAUGCGGAUCCUAUUUUCCUAUGAUAACCAUACGUGCAAACUUCUCGUCACCGCUUAUUGUUGUGUCAGCAAUGCCCAAGCCCUAUUGGUACGACAAAUGAGUUCCCCGAGCAAAACCCACCGACUUAUUCCACUAACCUAAUUUCCACUAUUUCCUCUUUUACUAGAAUUCAGAGAGUCCGCCCGUCGUCUCUACUGUCCUUGACUCCGUCAGCCUCACCUCGCUGGGGACAUCUAGUAAAGACAUCGCAGCUGAAGUGAUAAUGACCAAUGAAUCGCCACCAACCUCUCUGGAUGGUUCCUGGGCCUCCGUGACCACUGCUUGCGGUGCAUCUACUAGUAUUACUGAACCUGGUACUCUGGCCUCUGCCCGCUGCAACCCGGCCACCGUCCUCUCCUCCGCUCAGUAUAGUUACAUGGUGCGGGUGGGGAUCUCUCAUGGUGGGCAGAUUCUUUUUGAGUACCAGGUAAUACUACCUAUUGUUUGAAUUCUGUACUCGUGAGUCCCAGUCGAUAAGUUUAAUUGAGACUGCAUCUAAGGUCCCCUUUGGAUGAAGUGCCCAUUUUGCUGCUGGUUGGGUAGGUCUUGUAAAAUUGUCUGCCGCAUAUAUAUAAAUAGCACGUAUUUUAUUAUUUAGACAACUCGUGACGUUCAGUCAUCCAUUUUAACCUGGAACCAACCCCUGAAUUUCCACCUUUUCUACGCUGACCUUCCUCUGGCAACUCGCGUAUGCGUCGUGCUUCUGCGAAUUAAGAAACGACCAGGACGGAUCGUGAGUUAAAACUGCCUAUGAGUAGGGUAUUUGUUAUCACCGCCUCGUUUUUCCUUAUACAGCCAGACGGUUAAUGGCAGAAGUCCUGGGGGUGCUGCAUUUGUCACCCGUUACUGCCUUUUUGACAAUUAUGUAAUGUUUGGGAUUUACACUUUUAUUUUAAAGCUAGAUGAACAACGGCGUCGGACCAAGGGUGGCUGCACUGAGCCCACUAGAGGAAUGCGCCCAAACUACCUUAGUCGUCCUUCUCGGAAGGCCCUCUCAAAGGAUCCCGUCGUUGGCUUAGUGGAGCCGGUUGGGCUAAAGAGUGCAAUCUUUUCGAACGACUAGAAGAGACCGUUGUAAACCGUAACUCACACAGUAAUGGAGCUGCAGGAAGGCCUGAUCAUCGGAAUGAUUUUUGCCUGCAUCAAAUUUAGUUUUAUUAUGCGCCACAGGAAAUUAUUGUAGACUAAACGAACGUUGUGGUACGGUCAACGAAGUCGACGGCCGUUAGCUGCUAAUGGUCAUGGUGGAAUUCAAGAAUGCGUCUGAGUGUAAAUAUCUGAUCUGCACAUCCACACUCGUCUCGAAACCUAGCUUGACUGGGUCUCAUCCUGGGGUUACACACACCCUGAAUAGAAACAGCGAAGACCUUCACAACAGCGCCGAUGAAGCAUAUGUUGCAGUAUUUCAGGCACCAUCCUAUCUACAUUCUUUAUUAAAGGCGCGGAGAUGUCCCAGAUCCAAUUAUCGGCAAUGAGCUGAUUGGUGGGCUGACUCAGUGCAGCACCUAGAUCUUUGGUGUUUACUGUUUGCUUCUAGGACUGUGCUUGUAAGGCGUAAAAUAAGUCGUUUUAGUGUCUUAUCGCUGGCGAUCGCAUCUGCUGGUGCGUUAGUUUAGGCUGUUUGGUUUUCACCACGUCCGUCUGCUUUGAGCAACACCCCCAUGACUUCAUGCUCCAUUCACCCCACCGCUGUUUGUACUUAGUACUCAUCACGUCCUUCUGUGUUGGCCAAUGACCCCUACCUCAGUUUUCAUGUUGUUUUGGUCCAUUUAGCAAUUGUGUCGGUUUAUGUUGUGGACGUAAGUCGGUGUUUUGGGUAAAGCCUCAAUGCUUCCUACUUCCUCUAAUUAUGCUGUUGGUGUUGUGGGUUUGCGCCCGGGCCUACCUCCGAUCGUCCUUUGUCAUUCCACCGAGCCCAGGUGAGUGAGGAAGGAGGGAGUGUGGCAGAUGCUGUGCAAGUAUGCUAUCACUAUAAACUAAUUCACACUCAAGUCACCAUUCUCCACCCACUACGCUGUAGGCACACGGUGGGCAUUUUCGCUUGCGACGGUCGGGCUAUCACGGGUUUGCACGUGUUUAGUACGUCUUUCUGGUAGAUUACGCACAUCAGGUUACCUACAGAUCUCUUUUGAGGUACACGAUGACCUUUUGCACACUGUAACCCAGGUGUGUCGUCAUCGUGUCACAGGCUCGAUAUUACCUGUCCGUUUAAUUUGUGGUUCUCCGCAAAAUAUGGUCAUAUGUGAAGGGAGACUUUGGGAGGAUGACUUAGUGUGAAAAGCUGGAUGAGCUUAUUUUAUGGUAAACUUUUACAUAUAGAUCUAGGGGAGUUGAAGGCUUGGGGAAGGCCGGUUAAUUGCAUCGUUAAGAAGUGCAAUAUGCCGUUCCACUUCGUCCGAGGCCGGAAACUGCGCCGGAUUUAAAAUUGCAUCAUCUGUAAUACUUAUUUUCAAGACGGACUCCCAGACUCCUUCAUAAACGCGUUAACUCCUGAAGAUCCCCUCGUUUCUAUUAUGUCUGGCAAAUAUUGCCAUGACUGCUGGCCGUAAAAUCUUUUUUUAUUUUUUAAAUGGUCAUAAAAGCCUGCAGAGGGUAAGAACUGAUUGACUGGGACGCCAACUGCAAAUGUGGGCAUCCAACGUCCAUGCCAUCCUCCCUUGCCUCAGUGAACGGGGUUGCACUUUUGUGCUCAGAAUGCAAAAGAACGAAGCUGAUGAGAACACAAUCUACAUUUUAUAUCGGUUGUUUGCUAUUGUGGUAGGACCCUCAUGCACGCCUGGGGUUAGGAGUUAAGGCUAAGGUAAGGGACCAGAGUUAAUGUUAAGAAUUAGUGGUUAAGGUUGGAUGUUAGGGUUAGAGUUAGAAGUAGGGCUGGUGUUGCAGUCUAGGUUUAGUAAUUACUAUUGUAGUUCGCAUAAAAGUUCAGGCAAUGUUUUUUUGGAUUUAUUACUUAGCAUUGGUGUUUGAGUUAGGUUUUCUGCCUCGAUUUACGAAUUAGCUACUAGAUUUAUGGCUACGACUAAUAAUUAGGCUUAUGAGCAGGAAUAAACCUUUAGUUCAUUUUUAGGAGUUGGCGAGUUCGUGAUAGAUUUGCAGUUUAACUUCCGGCCUUGAAUUAUGUAUUGGCGCUCACUAUUGCAGUUACACUUAGGCUUUCGGAUUAGGAUGAGCGGGUUUGUAGUUAUCGUUAGGGAAGCGGACAAGAGUCAGGUUUACAUCUAGACUUAAUGCUUGCACUGGCCAGUAUUUGGUGCACGGCUAGGGUUCAGACCUACAUUAGGGGUUAGUAGAUAAUAUUGUUGUUGGGUUUGUGCAUUUGCCUUGUAGUGGGGAUGGGUGGUUAAACCUGUCGGUCUCCUGAUUGGGAUUGGGCGCUAGCCUGUACCCUUACGGUCCACCGUGUGCUCCACAGCAAGAUGAAGCAGACACGGUGACUGGCGCCUGGAUUAGUUCAUGGUGAGAAUAGACUUGUGCAGCAUCUACCGCACUCUCUCCCCCCGCCAGCAUCCGGUGUCAAUAUAUAAUCAGGAAGACCGAAAGCUGGAGAGGGCACAGGUGGCUGGUCCAGCCAAGCCCGCACCUAGGCGUACCACCCCUCACCACCUGGUCCACAACAAACACUUGAGCAGAAUUUUAACCAACAACAAAACAAAAGGGUCAGAAAGACGAGGAUGACUGGGUAGUCCUGCACACAUGCAAUCCACGGCUAGGAUUUUCACUGACGGCCACAUAGCGACCAAUAAGCAAUAAGCUAGUUUUGAAGUCAAAUCAUACCGAUGGACGCUUACAGUGUUAAAAACAAACUGCUUCUUAAAUAAAUAUGAUGGCUGUAUGCUCACUUAACGAUAGCUGUUAAUUUCAAAGAAACAGGGAAAUCGGGCGCGUUUCUGGAAGGACAAUCUGAUAAACCUUGUGAAGUCGACCAAAAGCGUUCUUACAAGAAACCGGCUUAGAUCAAAAAAAUACUUGGUCGAAUGAAAAGAAUACGCUUCGUAAAAGUUAGAAUGGGGAAAGUAAGCACACCCUCCCCCCAAAAAGGCAAUCACCAGAACAGCCUAGAUAUAACAAAUAAGGGAGAUUGUUGGAGAAAAGGUGUUGUAAAGGACACUCGAUCGUUAGAACACUGAUUUUAACAGCCUGGUGUUUCGGAUUCACACUCGAGCACCUCAUCUGAGACAGCAACCGAUAGGCAUAGUAGGCGUAUAGAGGUUCCCGGUAUUUAUGGAAAAAAAUCGCUCUGCAACAACACACCUAUCAAAAUUAGCCCCUCUCAGUCACUUCAGACAGUUGUACUUGGGGCAGACUCCCAGAUCUGUCGCAUCCAUGAUGCCAGUUGUCACGAUUGCGUCACCGGCGUUGACGACUGGGGCAAUCAUCUAUCUACACUGGGAAAACUGAUCAUUUUGCAGGAAAAAGAGUUUGCCCACACGUCUCCCCGUGAUUGAAUGAUCUACACAGACAAAUUAUCAGCACUUGAUUUGGAGGAGUGGCAACCAUGAGUCAAACAACUCCUAACUCACGCGGUUACCUCCCGCGAUAAUUUUGGUUUAAUUGAACUGGAGGAUGUGGCCAGGUCACGCCCAAUGAAUUGCAACUUGAGAGUUAGAAUCUCUCCUCAUCACAGGUACUUCACAUUCUAUCAUCAGCAUCUUGAGCAAUUCCCCUGUUGCCCCGACAUAGUUGUCUUGCGUGAAAGCGCAUAAGAUCCGGUAAACAACUGCGAACAUUCUCUGCAGUGCCAGUUGGCAUUUCUGUCUUACCACUUAGAGAAUGAUGGUUACCUCCGAUCUUUUGGCAAACUCGAUAGCAAGUGGGGUGAGAAGGCGGCUGACCGCGCCUAAUACGUUUUCGAUGUACAGAAGCAAUUAAGAACACCUGGGACCGAUGCGUUUUGCAUGCUUGUUCGGAUAGGGCAAGCGAGGGUUGACGAUACGAGAGCAUUCAUUUGUUCUGCGCAACCGUCGAAGGUAGUAGAAAUCGGCAAUGUUUACUCCGCUUAACUUCAGUGUGCCUCAAUAAUCCGAUAUAGCGCCUAUAAACAAGUACUCUUGCGGCUGACCAGGUAGUUGUAGCUGGAGCUCAGUACUCGUGUCGUAUCUGUCACAUCUCAGAACACUUUAGUACCUAGGCCAACACAAGACGACAAACAAGAUGCAGGCUGUACAUCGCUAGCGGGUGAGUUUAAUCGUUCACCACAGCAAUUAAUCCUUCGUUGGCCAAAGGUAGUAAAUUCGUCGUCAGUGCACCUCGCUCGAAGUUUGCGCAUGUACCUACGAGGGUUCGCCCCCAGAUAUUCUGGAGAACUACAUUGACAAAAAACGCAGAGAUUAGUGAACACACCAGCUGCCAUCGGAGAUGAGGAAUAGCAGGCGGCAGUGCCCCACAACCUCUGAUAUAUUGAACUGCUACCGAGGUGGCGUUCGAUGAAUUCCAGAUUUCCCAAAGAAGCCCUGUAGACCGAGAACUUAAUAAAUGCCUUCUACCGUCUUCGAUCACAAAGCGAGACAUGAUUUUUGUGCUGAGGGCCUUAAUUGUGCUGAGCUGUCAUAGUUUUGCGACACCGCGGAGUCCUAGACAUGACGAUUCGGGCGCGGAUGAGAGGUAAUCUUACAGACGUGUGCGAACAAAACCAUGGUCUCCCGUGGGCGUUACCAGCUUCAACACCACGCAUCGUUCAGCGUUCGAAUUUUCAACGCUGUCGUAUCAAGAGUCAAGCCCAAAGCUCCAAAGAAGGUGACUGAAGAACCCCCUGGCUCAAUCUAGCCGUUCCAGACGCUGACAACAAUCGGCCUAUCGCAAUGAGGUAGUCUUACAGCCAGGUCUCACAGUCGUGAGUAGAAAGCUUCUUUAUCGUGCUGGCCAGCGCCUGAUGUUGGUGCGUAAAUGAAGACACCAGUGAUGUUUGAAAAGUGGCCCUUCAGUCGUAUGUAGGCCAGCCGGUCAUUGGCUGGUUCCCACGCAUAUAGUGGGUGGUUCGUCUGUUGCGAUCGGGUGAUUAUCACACUGUGUCUAUCAGAAGAGUCGGGUGUGAUGACACGCCUAAGGGCGUCGCCGACCGCGCCAGUCACCUGCAACCUCUCCCACCUCUCGUGGAUGCGUCGUGUAGCCAGCAGCUAGGCUAAUGCCUAGACCUCUCUUUUCUGUAGAUUACGGAUGUUGCCACAUUUUUGCCAUGUUUUAACUUCACCUUCAGUUUUGUGGCAUGGUUUCACGCUGACAAAUCAAUCCGAAAUUAUCACUUUGGAGUAUCCGUGUGAAUGCCGGCAACUCGAAAUUGCUGCAACUAUAUUUUAGAGUGUUUCAUUCGUAAGAACUUUUCUGUAGGAUUAGUGCAGCUGUUUGUUCGAGGAAUGGGCGGUUUUUGUCAUGGCAAUGACUAAAUGCGCAUGUCGCUAACUAAUGCAACUCCGUAUCUUUGUGCACUAAGUAUAUAUGUUUACGUCUUUAGUUUGAAUAUCCCGUUGGCUGGGCAAAUGUCAAUCUAUUUGAUCACAAUGGAUUUUUGGUGACCGGAAAACGCACCUUGCGUCUGUGGCCUGUGGCCUUUCUUUCGCCAGACGCCGCUUCACAUCAAAUUAACGUUUCGGGUACGGUUGUGGAGAACCCUGAUCCCGAAAUCCUUCUACAGGUAGUAAUUUUAUGCUUUUCUGCAAUCGAUUUCCAUUAGCGUGCGCUUAUUGAGCCGAUUAUCUUGACCUCCCCAUCUCCAUCCUCCAGAUAGAAUUUCUUAACCCCUGCCCAGACCGUGCUGUAAGAUUCCCCCUGGACAAGGUCAAACAGGCAGUGACGGGGGAUUUGUUGGAUUCUUCGACAGCGACCCUGGCGCUCCAUCGAGUGCCCUCGAUAUCCACGCGAAAGUUGGAAGCCCUCCGCAGUGAUGCGGCUACUGCGGACACUCUACUUUCUAUGACUGGAGACCAGGCUGACGAAUUGGCCCUCAUUCGCGACCUCCUUGCUCGUGAUCCCUUUUACGAGCUCUCCGAACAGGACAAAGCGGUGCUUUGGCGAAAUCGGGAGGCCUGUCGGCGACAUUAUCCGGGUGCCCUGCCCUGGCUGGUGCAAGCAGUACCCUGGGAGCGGCACGAGAUGGUGGCGGACUUCUAUCGUCUCCUUGGUGCCUGGCCGCGACCACUACCGGUAGAAGUCUCGUUGGCUUUGCUCGGCGUUGCUGGUCUUACCACGGCCUCCGGCGGUGAAAACAGUGUGGGCAAUACGGGCGUGGCUGACCCUCUGGUGCGUGAUGUGGCUGUCCAGGGUCUUCAGGCCGGACUGGCGAAUGCGAAUCUCGCAGACUACUUGCUCCAGUUAGUCCAGGUUAGUUCGACCAGGAACCCAUCCUUUUUUUAGAGAACUUCCUCUUACCUUUUGUUAGUCCUCAGCGUUUCUGUGCCCUCGCCUUCUUUCCUCGCCGUUCCGUUUAUUGUCUAUAAAAAUGGGGUGGACACCAACACUGACUAAAAUUGUAACCAUGUACAUGUCGUCGAACGCCACACUUUUAGCACAUACUUGUCGCCCCCUACCAGUUCAUUCCUCGCUCAUUCAGGUCUGACAACAUCAAAUAGGUUAAAUCCGGCGUGCAAAUCAGAAUAUUCCCAUUCACAGUCGGCAAGACGUCCGCUCGGUGACUGGUAUCAGGGCAUUUGACUUGAAAUCCCCUACAAUCGAUACUGUUUCGGGUUACAGCCGCAUUUCACCGCCACCUAUGGCUGGAGUAUCACUGGCUGGGUGUCGAGUUGCGAUGAUACACAGCUCGAAGAUUCCCAAAUCAGGUGUCAAGGAAGACCUAAUUGGUUCGAAAAACUGCACUCAGCUCAGCAGGUAGCUGAAACAAUCGAAUGACGGGAGGCGUUGGGCGGACUUAAGACGGCAUGGAUGCGCAGCCGCGCUGGCAGAGGCAAGGACAGACUGGCAAAUGGAUGUUUCCAAUAAACCCAACCUAUUAAUUCUAGUGUCUCUAGUCCUCUUCAACGGUCCUUAGCAAGCCGAUAUUUUGCGAACAUAGCCCCCGCCACGAGCAAAUGAUGCUCAAUAUAUGCACACUGCUUAUGCUCCAAAUCACGAGAGUACACAAGCCCAAGAUCAUCCUACCACACACUAAAUCAACUUUCUGAGACAAAAUGAAAUCAUUGGAAAGGGAAGUGCUUACCCGAUCGAGGGAAUUGUUUGGCUGACGUUUCAGAGAGCUUGACCGGCUCUCCAUUAUCAGCGUGUUUGGUGCAAAAGUCGACCAGAGUUUUUAAUAUGCAGCUGAAUAAGUUGGCCUUGGGCUGAUCGAUUUUUUCUUCUUUCGCUGCUUUGGCCUACUGGCCGUCGUUUUUGAGUGUUGGUGGCCUCCUGUGUUGUGUCGUCACCUCAAUUAGGGUCAGCUGCGUUUGUGUCCCUCUUUUGGAUGAAUAAGUUGACGGGCCGUGUUUGUUCGGUAUUCUUAAGCUCCGUAUGACUGUCUUCUCCUCGUCAUGGCGUAUGUAGUGACGUAGGACUUUAUAGGCCGCAGGAAGGUCUAAAUGCCUGUUGAUAGAGUUGGCAUCCGAGUACCAAGGCGUUCUGUCCUUGAGGUGUUCCGGCCUAAGACGGCUGCUCCUUGAAAGUCAAAACUGUGGCCAGUUUCUCUGAUGAGUCGCAAGCUGUAAGUUUGGUUCUAGUCUCCGAGUUGCCAGUUUGUGCUCAUGCAGGCGGGUCUGCAAUUUCCGUCCGGUUUCCCCAACGUAGUUGCAGUUUCCAUCGUUACAACGUAUUUGAUAAACAACUGCUAAGGUUUCAGUGGGUGGCAGUAUGUCUUUGGGUUGCAUCGAACGGCGACGAAUUGUUUCCUGGGGUCGAUAGACAAGGCCUACCCUGGUGGGUUGUAACAGUCGUGAAACCGUCUCGGAGACUCCUUUAACUUAAAGAAUAUCCCUCCAGACUUCGGGUUGUUCUUCUUGUGGCAGUCGUCUGUUGAUUCGGCGCUUGCUUUGCUUGAUGAAGUAGCUUGGGCAUCCAUUGGCUCGAAAGAGGUCAUGCAGAUAUUGUCGUUCAACUCUUGUCGUUCAAGGAACUGAUUAGCAGAAGCCCUUGUUGUUGGCGAACCUUCUGCCAGGGACUUAAGACCAGCAAACAUCCAUUUUGCCAAACCGUAUGUAGGAGUGCCACGUCAGCCAAACAGUUCCCUCGAUCUGGUGAGCGCUUCCCUUUCCUCAGAUUAUCCACCCGGAUCUCUUACGUUUGUUAACCGGAGAGAAUGAAAGCAUUUUGGAAGGUUGUCGGCCAGAUACAACCGCCCCGCUGGGAAAAACUACUAUGAAAGUGCCAUAAUAAAAGAGCGUAUAUUUGUGUUCUGGCGUUUCUAACGACAAUUUCGGCUAUCCAUCUUCAGAAACCGCAGAAUUAUAUGCACGGAUCAUAUUAUCCGAAAUAUGGGUUACGUGUUAACCGCGUCUGGAGCGUAUGCCGCCAAUGCCGACGACGAUUUCGAAACUAACUCCAGUUUCGCUGUGGUCUGCGUCGCGCCCUUCCUCAUUGAUCGUAGCGCUAACAGGAGGUCCGCCGGCCAAGUAGGUUUACAGGGAGGCUUGUGUGGCCGUAAACCCAGUGGCCGAUGGACACCCAGGGUUCUUGUAUUCGCCUUGAUAUAUGAUCCUCAUCUAGGUCCACAACUUCAGUGGUGCCAAAUUUGAAGAUAUGUCUCGUCUGCGCCGUGUGGGUUGCCGGCUUUGACUUCCAGUCUAGCCUUCUAGAAAAUAACUUGUGUUCAUGCACUUGCUUUUGCGACUAUCACCUUCCGGCUGUCAAAUCUCUUCUCACCCUCCAUCCAUCCGGGUGUCAAAUCUCUUCUCGCCCUACAUCGUUGUAGCUCGCCAGACACUUCUGAUGACAGUUCGACCGUCGAUUUCAACUGUGUCCACAGUGUGCUCCGAAGCAGGGUUGGCGCAGCGACGGUGAUUUGUGCGUGAUUUAGUUUUUAAUAAAAGUAGACUUGCGUAGCAUCUGCCGCACUAUCUCCUCCCCCGCCUGAACCCGAUGUCAAGAUAUAGUCGAGAAGAAUGGAGGUGGGAGAGGUUGCAGGUGACUGGCGCGGUCGGCGACGCCCUUAGGCGUGUCAUCACACCCGACUCUUCUGAUAGACACAGUGUGAUAAUCACCCGAUCGCAACAGACGAACCACCCACUAUAUGCGUGGGAACCAGCCAAUGACCGGCUGGCCUACAUACGACUGAAGGGCCACUUUUCAAACAUCACUGGUGUCUUCAUUUACGCACCAACAUCAGGCGCUGGCCAGCACGAUAAAGAAGCUUUCUACUCACGACUGUGAGACCUGGCUGUAAGACUACCUCAUUGCGAUAGGCCGAUUGUUGUCAGCGUCUGGAACGGCUAGAUUGAGCCAGGGGGUUCUUCAGUCACCUUCUUUGGAGCUUUGGGCUUGACUCUUGAUACGACAGCGUUGAAAAUUCGAACGCUGAACGAUGCGUGGUGUUGAAGCUGGUAACGCCCACGGGAGACCAUGGUUUUGUUCGCACACGUCUGUAAGAUUACCUCUCAUCCGCGCCCGAAUCGUCAUGUCUAGGACUCCGCGGUGUCGCAAAACUAUGACAGCUCAGCACAAUUAAGGCCCUCAGCACAAAAAUCAUGUCUCGCUUUGUGAUCGAAGACGGUAGAAGGCAUUUAUUAAGUUCUCGGUCUACAGGGCUUCUUUGGGAAAUCUGGAAUUCAUCGAACGCCACCUCGGUAGCAGUUCAAUAUAUCAGAGGUUGUGGGGCACUGCCGCCUGCUAUUCCUCAUCUCCGAUGGCAGCUGGUGUGUUCACUAAUCUCUGCGUUUUUUGUCAAUGUAGUUCUCCAGAAUAUCUGGGGGCGAACCCUCGUAGGUACAUGCGCAAACUUCGAGCGAGGUGCACUGACGACGAAUUUACUACCUUUGGCCAACGAAGGAUUAAUUGCUGUGGUGAACGAUUAAACUCACCCGCUAGCGAUGUACAGCCUGCAUCUUGUUUGUCGUCUUGUGUUGGCCUAGGUACUAAAGUGUUCUGAGAUGUGACAGAUACGACACGAGUACUGAGCUCCAGCUACAACUACCUGGUCAGCCGCAAGAGUACUUGUUUAUAGGCGCUAUAUCGGAUUAUUGAGGCACACUGAAGUUAAGCGGAGUAAACAUUGCCGAUUUCUACUACCUUCGACGGUUGCGCAGAACAAAUGAAUGCUCUCGUAUCGUCAACCCUCGCUUGCCCUAUCCGAACAAGCAUGCAAAACGCAUCGGUCCCAGGUGUUCUUAAUUGCUUCUGUACAUCGAAAACGUAUUAGGCGCGGUCAGCCGCCUUCUCACCCCACUUGCUAUCGAGUUUGCCAAAAGAUCGGAGGUAACCAUCAUUCUCUAAGUGGUAAGACAGAAAUGCCAACUGGCACUGCAGAGAAUGUUCGCAGUUGUUUACCGGAUCUUAUGCGCUUUCACGCAAGACAACUAUGUCGGGGCAACAGGGGAAUUGCUCAAGAUGCUGAUGAUAGAAUGUGAAGUACCUGUGAUGAGGAGAGAUUCUAACUCUCAAGUUGCAAUUCAUUGGGCGUGACCUGGCCACAUCCUCCAGUUCAAUUAAACCAAAAUUAUCGCGGGAGGUAACCGCGUGAGUUAGGAGUUGUUUGACUCAUGGUUGCCACUCCUCCAAAUCAAGUGCUGAUAAUUUGUCUGGGCAGAGGACUUAGUCACACAGGGAUUUGGGGGGUCUGGCUCGGAUAACCACCUGUGCCUUUUCCCGCCUCCGGUCCUCUUGACUCUGUCUUGUUACCUUGUCCAGGCGGAGGAGGCAAGAGUGCUGUAGAUGCCGUGCAAGUGAAUUCUCACUAUGAACUAACUGAGGCACAAGUUAUCCUGUCUGUUUCAUUUUGCUGUUGAACACACGGUGGACAUCGCCGGGCACGACUGUCUAUCUGUGGUAGCCGUGGCUUCAUAGCAAAAGUAGACACUUGUUUUUUACCGCUUGGCAGAAUCAGACAGGUCGGCGCCACUCCCAUGCAAUUUCAUGUGGCCGCUUUCUGUACAUUUUGUGUCCGGUGGAGGCCCAGCGUUACUUAAGCUUUAGUCUUUUGACCUUUCCUUAGUGGUAUCAUAAUGGUCACAUUAAACGGGGUCUACUAUGAUCUGAUCUUUAGUUCUGAUUUCCGUUUCCUGUCAGCUGACAAUCUUCCAAGCCCCGAUUACCAUCACUUUGUUGUGCCUCAAAGGUGCGUUUGAUUGUUUGCUGAUGGGUUGCUGUCCUCUGGUUUCGGGAUUAGUGAUCUGUGCGUCCCCUCUGAGAUACCGGCGGCUUGUCCCCAGUGAUUGUUUCAUGCGCCUAAAUUUUAUUAUGGUGGAAUGAAUAAAUUUGUAUUUGAUGGGGCGACAUAAAUGUCGCUGUCGCUCCCAGCGCAAUGCAACAAUCGCGUUUCCGAACCUUUUGUCCAUCUCUUGAUGAGGUAGGGACAGUGGCCGGCCUACCAUGAACCUUUAAGUCGUCCAUAUCCCUCUUAAGCACGGCAAUAUUUACGGGCUCGGUGCUGCGCGACUAAUGCACUCCAUGAGUUGACUUGGGCUCAUUCUGGUCCAACUCAGCAACGAAUCCGUCUCUUUGGGGGACGAGCCCUAUUAUUCAUUUUCUCGGGGACAUCAAUAAAAAACAAAUUCAGAUAUUUGUCGUCAACCGGCUACGUUGGUCCUUCGAGGGUUUGAUGACACUGAUUUUGGAUAACAUUUAGGUUUACGCGAUAAUACGGGCAACCUAGAAUCCCCUAAAUAAUUACCACUACCAAUUCCUCAUUAAUUACCUCAAACUCACUUGGCUAUUUCUUUCCGAGGCUGCAUUUGCCUACACUAAGCGUACAUGAAUAAUUAAGCAGUAGGUCUUGACUAGCGUCGGACGGAUUUCACACCAUGUAUUAUCUUUAUUUUCAUAUACGCUUAGGUGCUGCGGACCGAGGCCUACAUGACCAAUUCUCUCACUUGUUUCCUCCUUCAACGUGCUCUGCUCUGCCCAACACUUAUUGGACUCCGCCUCUGCUGGCAUCUGCGUGCUCAAAUUCACAACGCGGACACCCGGCUGCGCUUCGGUCUUCUCCUGGAUGCCUUCUGUCGCGGUUGUGGUCUGUUUGUAAACCUCGUGAACGAUCAGGUCGUUGCUCUGCAUCGUCUCACAGCUCUCGGGGUCUCCGUGAAGGUGUGCACACUACCGAUCACGCGCGAAAGCACACACAUAUCUGCUGCUUUUUGCAUUUAGCAUGGAUUCCAUCUCUAUCAUAAGUAUUGUAUUGUUUAGUAUGCUUUUACUAAGGGUUCGUCGCUUACAGAACACAAUCAGGGCGUUCUAAGUCUACUUCCAUAUUACUUUCCCUCUUCUUCCCGUCGACGGCGAAACCAAAACGGUCCUAAUGGUCUUUUUGGAUUUCAGAUCCCUAGUGGGCGAGAUGCCCCAGGGCUCCUCAACUGACGUUAAAUUUCUGUCCUCACCCAUGCAAUAGACGUUCUCUUUUCGGAAACUUCGACGUUGCUAAGCUGUGUGCCAGGCUGCGGAUAAUACACUGCGAUCAAUAAAAGCAAAAUUCCGUGUGUCAAGGUGGUUCUACGCGGGCAUCUGUGAGACCGGAUCCCAAAGCCUGAUUCCAAGGGCGCCUGCCAGUCGCUCGUUUUGAUCCCCUCACACUGCUUGCUAUCCUCCUACGAAAGUUGCGUCACAGUGUUUAGACUAGUAGCGUGACGCCGCUUUGACCUCGACUGAACGCGUGAACAGCUACUGUUGUAAGGAGCGGUUCAGUGAAGUACUCUCCAGGCCAGCCGCACAAUAAGCCCGCUGCUAAAAUUCCAACUAUACCACCGAUUGUAAGAAACCGCUGACGGACGCGUAUAGGCCGUUUAGCCAGUGACUAUCGGCACCGUGUCGUGCGACAGUAGCAACGCAAUAUGUGACAGACAGAAGACAGAUUGAUAUGUCAAAUUUUGGAGUUGGUAUCAGGGAUCCAGUUCUGAAGUAGCUGCUAAAAUGUCGUGUUGCUGGACCAUCCCACCGUCUUCUUGCACACGAAGUCAAGAUUAUGGUUUGUCUCCAGUGUGGACAGAAACUUGAGGCAGCUGGUUCAUCGUACCACCUGUUUAUGCUCGUGUGCAUAUUGUUACCUGGAUCACCAACCUACACUCGCCGCAUCCGCCUCCGCUGUCCACAUUUCGCUCGCACAUUUAUUCACCGCAUGGGUCUAUUAGGUCACAUGCGCGUCCGCGAAAACCUGCAGUAGACAACCGCCGGCUUCACCACACCAUCACAUCCUUCCUUUAAAGCACCUCACCGCACAUCAGCAUCACUCACCUCAAGCACCUAACUACCACAUCACACGCAAGUGAAAAGUGUGCGUCUCGGCUCCUCCAUGCGGCUCCCCAGCUGCAUGUGUGAUCGGAGUCUGAGACGAAGACGGUGCGUCGAGCGCCGUGCCUCGGAAGGCGACCGACUGACGCCCCAACUAAGUCCACGCAGUCUGCCCCGUUGUGUGGAGUGGCGGACUGGUGGGCUGAGAGCCAGGCUGUCACGGCCUCUUCUCAAGCCAUCUGUGACACUUAUGUAUGUGAGGAAUGCGUGUGCUUUAUGGGUAGUGCCUCUCAGUCGACGACUGUUUGGUUACCCAACCUUGGAGAGUGAGGACCCAGGCUAAAUGCAGGAACGGGUGUCGCCCUUCUAGAUCAAAAGAACUGACAGCGUGUGCUAUGCCAGUAUCCGCAAGCCAUGGCCCUCGCAGCCCGAUAUGCGCUGGCAGUUCCCUGACACCUGCUUCCCUGCCGAUAGAUGCGCUUUCGCUCCCCCUGAGUAUGCAGGUGGUGGGCAUGGCUCCUUAGUCAUCGUCGUCCUUCUGACCCCUGUUGGAGAGUUGUUGAUCAGGUUUAUGUUGUGGACCACGGGGUGUGGUGGCACGCCUAAGUGCGGGUCCGGCCGUGCCAGCCACCUGCGCCCUCCGCCGCCUCCGGUUUUCUUAGCUCUGUCUUGACACCGAGCCAGGCGGGGAGUGUGAGUGCGCUAGAUGCUGCGCAAGUCUACACUCACUAUAAACUAAUUCACGCACAAGUUACCGUGCCUGUCGCGCCUUGGUGUGUAGCACACGGUGGACAUCGUCGGAGUCGACGGUCGAACUGUCACCUGGCUCGCGCAAGCGCAGGGGCAUUUGCGGUACGAAGUCUAAUUUAUGUGACUAAAUUGCCCCCUUGCAUUUAAUUGGCCUUUAAUUCACAUGACUGCAGCGGCAGUGUCAAAGCCUUGGUCACCUCUUUGCAGUGUCUCCAACAAAGUACUCCCGUACGGACUUGCAAGCCCUGAUAUGUACACUGGUAGUUCCCGUUUUGUUUUCCACCACCCAGCAAAAUGCAGUCACUAAAGGAUUCAAGAAGUCCACCGUCAUAUAUCCUGCCCAUCGGUUCUCAAGAUUAUUGUUUUGCUUGUGCAGACGAUUUCAAUGUCCGGUCACUGUUGUUACUCCAAUUUUUAGCGGCAGUCCGGGUGUCGGCCCUUUUCUAAGAAAGGGCGUUUUCCGAACCGGGGUGUAUUUGUGACCUGGCGUUCUGAGUAGCUGCCAAGCCUUCGUGACUGAACUGUACAUAGCUCGCUUUAUAAGGCAGACGGAUCGCUGUGUCCAACGUAAAUUGCCAAUGUCGGCUGCAGUUGCGUCAUGGGCCCCCGAUCAGCCCUUAUCGGCGCAACCCUAUAUUCACUUUCUGUCAUGAUGACUGUCGGGCUGGGCAUUUGGACGCCUUGUGUACCAUCGGGUUUCGUCUCUUAUCAGGUGGCGGAGCAAAACUUUACACUCCUUACCUUAGCCCAGCUAAUCUACUGCAUCAUGGUUUAACUCGUACAUCAUUUGGGCAAUGUAGGUAGCGACCUUUGACUUUAGAUCUAACUAACGCUUCCUCAUCCACAUUUCGGCUGUUUUCUCUAAACUAAUUUCGCAAAAACAUGGACAGGACAAUACUCAGAUUUCUGUACUUUUACUCCGCUAAGCCAGAAACUAAGCUUGGUCCGCUGCCUCACCAAACGAACUAAGAGGAUAUGCACUCCAGAUAGGCUUGAGAAUGAACUUGCCAUUAUACAAAACACUGAGAGAAAACGGCUACCCUGAAAAGUUUAUCAACAAACAUGGAGGAAUGCCCUCCUAAAUCUGAUGUCUCGACGACUGAGAAGGAAUUAUUUCUCACCCAUUUUAAGGGGAUCCGGCAAGCAAACUCCUACAUCGUCGCUUAAACGCUGCUAUCACGCUCACGUACCCAACCGCUAAGAUAAGACUGGCUUUCACAAGCACUCCGCAUCUUCGCCUUGAUGGUAAGGAUAGUGUGCCUUUUCAGACCUCCUCAGUGUGCAUCUACGCGCUCACUUGCUCCUAUGGGGCAGGUUAUAUUGUUUGGACAGCUAGGCGUCUUCUGUCUAGGCGGAUGCGAAAGCACCAUCCUGCCUGGCUAAAUCAAGGUGGGAAAAAGUUCACCUCUAGCGCAAUUGUGGCUGACUUGGGUGACAGCGGCCACCGAGUAGACGUCAGCCAGGCAUUUCGAGCCAUCGAUAAAGUGCCGGCAAAACACUUCAAGUUCCUUCCUCAGCGAAUACUUGCGACGGCUAAGGUAGUGGCCAUACGGUUGGCUAACCCGACCUUGUGUUUGCAUAAAACGCAUGUACAAGCGCUAAGGCUCUUCCUGGGUAAAGCCAAACCCAGCAUAUCUGUCCACACCCGCCACGUCGCGUUACAGCGCUGAGACGGGGACAGCUAAUUGUCAGACGCCUUCCCCCUUCCCCUCCCUAAGCUCCUGACAGAACUAGAGUCUGGACCCAUUACCCCUGGACACCCCUCAACCCUCUCCCCCAUACUGACUGUUAUUGGUUGUUUCGCUUUUGCUACUCUACCCUCUCUUAUGUUACUGUCCAGGCCUGAUGAUGAAUAAUCGAAAACGCACUUUUCCCGGACUUGACUUCUUAAAUGUGUACGUGGGUAUCGUCAUUGAAUUUAAACUAAUUUCAUCCUCAAAAACUGCGUUAUGGCGGGUAAAUGGCGGCUUAUCUCUCGCCUUUAUCUGCGUGGGUCGCCCUGAUCAUGUGGAGCGCAUUGGAGAGAGGAGUUUAGUUGAAUGGUUACAAAAACAGUUGAUAUACACCUUGAAUUGUUGUUACGCUUUUGAUUCCCAGAACCUAAUAUCCAGUGCAAAGACGCCUGCUGUCCUUCUUCGUGAGUGUGUGAGCGAUCACGUCGUCAGAUCGGGCAUUUGCGCACUAUGUAAUAAUUGUCCGUAUACAUAUAUGCCUUUUAUUUCACUUACUUCAAUUACUGCAUCUUUGGUACGGCAGAAGCUUACUGAUGAGGAGGAACAACGCGCAUGGUUUAAAUCCGAACUCGCCAAAGCGGAGGUUCGGCGCGACCUUGAGAAGAUAACUUCGCCACUCUGUUUCAGUGUAAAACUUGGCUCCAUUAUUGACCACCAGUGCACCGUGAAGCGCUCCAAAAAGCGCCCACUGUGGAUCGUCUGGACCAAUCCGGACAUCCUGGGUGCCCAUCAUCACAAAAAACAUCAGCUGUUGUUCAAGCACGGCGAUGACCUGCGUCAGGACAUGUUAACUUUGCAGUUGCUGAAGGUUAGUGUUAUCCUGUCGCCCCAUUCAUUUCAAACUCCACUUGGGAAUUGUUACCAUCGGCUAAAGUUUAUCUCCCCAUAUUUCCGUCUUUAUACGCAUUUGAUAUUUUAGUGAAUUCUGCCCUUUUGUCCGACUUUGAAAUGGACACAGCAGCUGGCUAUUGAAAGUCCGGGUUGGAACUGGGGAGCCAGUACGCGUGCGGCGUACGGAAGACGAGACAAAACGCCUAGUCAGUCGCUGUACCCAGUCUCACCUCCAGUGGGCUUCACUCAGUCGUGUCUCGAAAACUCACAGGCAGUGCAGAAGGAGAAACCCUGAACAACCUUUCCUGACUGACAAAUCUGAAGGAACAAGGCACCUUAGUAUUAGCUGAAAAGAAAAUAACUAAUAGACCGAAAGGUCGGCUACUAAGGCCGAUAGGCAGGUUACGAUGAUUCCCCAACGUGGCUUUUAUACGGUGGAUGAGUAAAAUCAUCUUUAUCUUCUCCCCGGCGAAUUGUUCCCGUUUUUGCGGUUUUUUGCUUUAGUAACUGUGUUUUACAACAUUGUUCUUGGGCGAACUGCGUUGGUCUAGGCAAGACUAACAUGGAAUUAGGUUGACAUCUAGAGUUAAAUCUAAAGUUUGUGUUAGGGUUAAGGUCUCGUGCUUUGGGUUAGAGUUAGGUGAUUACUGCUAGGGUUGAGGCUGAAAAGAGAUUUAUUUUAAGCUCAGCCCUAGCCAUAAUCCCAGUACUACCACCUCACUAUCUUUAACCCAGCUCACCUGACCCUAGGGCUCGUCGCAAGCCCAACCACAACCCCCUUCCGUUAAUCUAGCCUAAACCAAAGGAUUACGCUAUCCCUGAAAGUUACAAAUCUCAACUACUAGAGCUAAAACAAGUAGACAGAAGCAAGUGUAACAAUUCAUGAGGGUUGCGAAAGCUGCUUUUCUUCCUGUACAUCGAAAUAGAUCCCGACGACCCCACUUGAUUGCAGGACAGAAUACUCUGGCUCAUGGACCAGGACCCUUGGAGGCGGUAACAUUUGCCAGUCCGUCGAUUUCCUAGAGUUCGGUUUGUCGGAAUGGGAGGAAAACAUGGAACUCUCACUCCUGGCUUAUUCGCCUUUACCAAAGCUAAUCAUGGUGGAUGAGACUUCUGGGAGCACGUGUUCUAAAUCUUUGUCAGUAUUUCUUACAUUGUCGGUUUUUGACGUGUUUUACUUGUUUAUUUCAGUUAAGCAUUGUGAGUAUGGGAUCAAAUCCCGACUGCUAGUACUUUUUUAAUAUCACAUCUCGAACAAAAAGAGCAUAAAUGGCUGUUGUACGACUAUUAUUGAUCAUCGGCACAUGGGUCAAGUCCUUUGUCGCAAGUACUUUACUUCCCUUUGUCCGUUACCUGGGGGUUUAACAAGUUGGAUUUCACAGUCAGAGGACAUUAAUUAAAACCUAUUAGCUAUUUGCAAUUUGACUCGCUUCCUCGAGAGUAUAAGUAACUGGGAGUUGUGCUUACCAGUACUGUAAUGGACAUGUUCAGCACUGCUGUCAUCUGUCUCAGCCCCACUUAUGUCCCCCUUUUUCAUAGGUGAUGGACCGAAUAUGGAAAGAUGAGGGACUGAAUCUUCACCUGACUACCUAUGGUUGUCUGGCUACCGGUGACGAGGUGGGCCUCAUCGAAGUGGUUCGCAACUCUCAAACGAUCAUGUCUAUCCAGGGCCAACGCGUGCGCUCCGCAAUGCAGAUCGAUUCCAGCCAGCUUCAUCGUUGGUUUCUGCAGAAUGCUCAGGGCGACGGGGUAGCUUACGAGGCGGCUGUUGAGCGUUUCACCAACAGCUGCGCCGGAUACUGCGUUGCCACCUUCGUACUGGGUAUUCGUGAUCGUCACAACGAUAACAUCAUGGUGGACGCCAACGGCCGUCUAUUCCACAUCGACUUCGGACACAUCCUCAACAAUAAGAAAAAGAAGUUUGGCAUCACUAGGGAACGAGUGCCCUUCGUGCUGACCAGCGAUUUUGCCUGCGUCAUCGCCCGGGGAGAGGAGAAACCCUACCGCAGUCAAGGCUUCAUUGAGUUCAUUAAACUCUGUGGCAAUGCCUACCUCGUGCUGCGUCGCCAUGCACACCUCAUACUCACUCUAUUUGCUAUGAUGCUGCCUUCGGGUUUACCAGAAUUGACUUGUGUGACGGAUUUAGAGUAUGUGCGAAAGACCCUGGCCGUAGAGAUGACGGAAGAGGAGGCGCUUCGCUACUUUAAUGAAAAGUUUGAUGAGGCCUACAAUGGCGCCUGGACAACAAAGAUCGACUGGUUCGCACACUGGAUGAAGAGCUAA
Molecule: messenger RNA, 31668 nt
Organism: Spirometra erinaceieuropaei
Lineage: Eukaryota; Metazoa; Platyhelminthes; Cestoda; Diphyllobothriidea; Diphyllobothriidae
Source: the annotation of a GenBank genome assembly